AUCUUGUAAAAUAACAAUUUUAAAUUGUAUUAUUUGAAUGUAGAACAGGAAUUGCAUCAUUCAAGUCACGAGUAUGUCCCGAAGUUAAUGGAUUUAUUGCUCUCCUCGCCACUCUGGAAGUCACCCUCCGAGUUACGUCGGCAACACGUGACAACGGACCUCGGAGCGAGUUCGUAGCGUUAAUUUAUAAAUUCAGUGGUUGUUAGUGGCGAGGAGCUGGUUUGGGAUUCACCGCUAAUCUCGGAUAGUCUCAAACAAGCUUUUGGGUGUCUGCAUAACGCGUCCGCAAAAACGAAAUACAAUACAAAUUACUGUUGUUAAAAUUAAUAUAAUAAUCUUGAAAUUAAUAUCAUAUAAUAAUAAAAAAAGUUUAGAAACUGUAAGCAAAUAUGUUUAAAAUAGCGAUAGAACACGUAAAGAGGCAUCCAGGGCUCAUCCCCCAGUUAUUCUUCAUCUUGUUGGGAAUGGGAGGAGCCUCCUUGUAUUUGGUCCGUCUUGCAAAGGGGCCCCAUGUCACCUGGAACAAGAAGAACAACCCUGAGCCCUGGAAUCAGCUUGACCCUACCUACCAGUACAAGUUUGUGGCCAUCGAUACUGACUACAAGAACCUGAAGAAGGAGGGACCUCAAUUCUGAGUAUCUUCCCUCUAUCCUAACGGCACCAAGUCCAGCCCGAAGAACGUCACUGAAGAAUUAAAAUCUGUGAAUUAUUCUUCUCUCAAUGCUUCUAUACGAAUAUUUGGAGAUUGAUCCAUAAUGUUGAUGAUCAAAUCUAAAUUUGUCUGUUUGUUUUAUCAUAAACACUUAAUUGUUAGUUUGGCAGUCACUAAAUCUAACAACGAAGGUGCUCAUUAUGAUAACAGGCCAGAGUGUGCAUAGAUUUCUUCACUAAAUGAAAUAAAUUAUUAAGCUCAAUUUCUGAAUGGAAAUGUUGUCCAAAUAAAAUGUCUCUAGAAUUUAGAGAGUGAAUUUCUAA
Messenger RNA from Oncorhynchus gorbuscha (pink salmon), 975 nucleotides. RefSeq names its product NADH dehydrogenase [ubiquinone] 1 alpha subcomplex subunit 4-like 2. Lineage: Eukaryota; Metazoa; Chordata; Actinopteri; Salmoniformes; Salmonidae. The transcript has 4 exons. The record is from RefSeq and is a predicted model, not a curated record. Bases 390 to 635 code for a protein of 81 amino acids.